AUGACGACAGAUUUAGACACAUUAAGUGAUCAACUACGCAAAAAUUAUUACAGGGACCUUUCGCUCUUUCAAGAUGACGAAGACCCUUUUUACCAUUAUCUUAUAUCUACAAAACUGGCCACAAACUUAAAUACCGUGAGAAAACUGGCUAUAAAGGAUAACUUGGAUGAUCCGUCUUCUGAUGCUAUUGAUAGAUACCAGAAAAACUUUAGCAGACUAGAGGAAUCGGUUAGCUCUAUCAGUUUCUCCAAAGCUUCUAAGUUGCAACAGAAAUAUGAUGCAUAUCAGGAAUCUCAAAAGAAAAGGCGAUAUAGUGUUGAUUUCGAUGCAACGCCCGACGUGCCUAUAGGAGAUGAGGACGAUGUUGAUAUAAUAUCCAAUGUUGAAGCAAUUAAUGACAACGAUUCUUUGAAGGAGCUCCGCCAAAGGCUUAUGGGUAAAAGAAGGGACAGCGCUGAUACGGAGGGUGAAUCAUUUGACAAACAAAUGCAAAUUCAGGAUGAUCUUCAGAAGGAACUGGUUGAAGACAUGUCCCAGCUAGUUUCAGGCUUAAGACAAGGUGCGGAAGCUUUCCAGAAUGCUAUCGAACACGACUCUACUGUUCUUAAGGCAGCAGAAAUCGGAUUGCAUGUUACUUCUAAGAGCCUUUCUUCACUCGGAUCCAGAUUGAAAAAGUAUCACAAUGAAAAAAUUGGAUUUUUAAUGAAGUUAGGACUUUUAUCGUUUAUUAUAAUUGGUCUAUUGGUCACCUAUCUUGUAAUAAAAGUAUUUCCAGAUUUAUGA
Kluyveromyces lactis is the source of this 783-nucleotide messenger RNA. RefSeq names its product SNAP receptor USE1 (gene USE1). The record is from RefSeq and is a predicted model, not a curated record. Bases 1 to 783 code for a protein of 260 amino acids. Gene Ontology annotation, cellular component: endoplasmic reticulum; SNARE complex. The transcript has a single exon. NCBI's taxonomy places the organism in Eukaryota, Fungi, Ascomycota, Saccharomycetes, Saccharomycetales, Saccharomycetaceae. Gene Ontology annotation, biological process: retrograde vesicle-mediated transport, Golgi to endoplasmic reticulum. Gene Ontology annotation, molecular function: SNAP receptor activity.